AUGGCUCCAGGAAGUAAAAAGAAGGGGAAAAAACUACCUUCUGGACCUGUUGCCGACAAGCCUUGUCAUAACUGUCGACGUCGAAGACUUCGCUGUGAUCGUCAACUCCCCCACUGCGCAAAGUGCGACGCAAAAGGCGUUGAGUGCCUGGGCUAUUCUCAGAUCUUUCAGUGGACGGGUGCUGUUGCUUCAAGGGGAAGACUCGCUGGUCAGCAGUCCAGCGCUGCCUUGUACUCCCCAGCACGUCCUUCUACUGCCCGCUCGAGAGCAUCGUUAUCUUCUGUCUCUUCCCUCUCAUCAAAUUCACCUGCAUCUACUUCAUCCGCCUCAUCCGUCGCUUCGCCAUCCGUUCCUUCAUCUUCACCCGCCUUUAUUGCCCCAAGCCUUUCUCAAGUCGAGGAGGUCACAGAAACGUCAGAAGCCGAGUCUGGAUCGGAAAUAGACCUGUUCAAUGACAUCGAUAACAACGUCGACGAUGAAAACGACGAUGAAGAUGAUGCUGCGACCCCCCUAGCGAGUGGUGACACACAACUCGUCUGUACCACCAUCCACAACCAGAACCAUCCCCUGGCAUCGGAAACGUCGACGCCGUGGGUGCUCGUCGAUCCCUUGUACCAAGACAUUACGAGCAACCACAGACAGUAUCUCGCUUAUUCCUACGACGUGCCCGACAACCCCUUUCGAAAUCUACUCAAAUUCACUCAGGCCCACCCUCUGCUACGUCAGGUCAUCAUCGCCGCCUCGGCAACGCACAUGUACAACCGCUCUCGCCCGUGGCUGUCCUCGGACUCGCUAGAAAGAGGUCUUGGCCCGAGGAAUCUGCUCAUGGAUGCUCUCGAGGCUAAGCAUCAGGUAUUGCGCAUGUUGCCGUCUGCCCUGCAGAGUAUUGAGUCUAUUGGGGGUGACAUUGUCCUGGCCGCAAUUCUCUUCCUGAUCAAUGUAGAACUGAUAGAGUCUGGUAAACACAACUGGAAGGCUCACUUUGAUGGCGCUGGGAAGAUCAUGAAGUUGCUUGGGCCUGUUUCUGAUGUGGACGAGAGCUUGAGGGACUACAUUGUAUCCGACUGCUUCAUAUAUUACAUUCUGGAGUCAACGUUUCGACCAACAGAUUCGGGCUCCCACUCAUAUUUUGAAUCAUGUCAAGCGCUACAGAUACUGGGCAAAACCACGAAUAGCUACUACUGUUGCCCACCACAACUCCUCGAAAUUAUGCUAAUAGCAGCUCGACUUUCCAACACAAAACCGGACGAUGUGGUCUCGGCUGACAUGGUCACUGCCGCUGGAGCAGCAUUACUAGACCGUGCUAGGAAUUUCGACGUUAUACCAUGGGCGCAAGAUAUCGACCUCAACACCAUCCCUCCUACCGAGCAAGACCCCGUGUUAAGUCGAUUUAGAGUCGCAACAUCCCAUCGUCUCGCCAUCUGUCUCUACAUUCUUCAUGCGAUACCCGCCGUGGGAGCUUGGGUCGGUGAAGAUCUCGCAGACACGAUAUUUUCCGAACUACAUCAAGUGCUGAGCAUUAUUCCCGACGACGAUACGAACUUCAAGGCUACGACAUGGGUUACGUUUGUGUUUGGUGCGUGUGCCAGGACACCGGAGAUGAAGGACUGGGUUACUGUUCAGAUCAAGAAGCUUAUGCUUGAGUCACCUUGGGGAUUCUUAUAUGCAGCGAGAGAUGCUCUGCAGAUGUUAUGGAGCGUUCAGGCUGAAGGGAUGCCAAUGACGAGCUGGGUUCAGACGUUGAGGGAUCUACAUAUGGACUUUUUGAUUGUUUGA
Fusarium tjaetaba is the source of this 1776-nucleotide messenger RNA. Its product is annotated as acriflavine sensitivity control ACR-2. Gene Ontology annotation, cellular component: nucleus. The transcript has 3 exons. The coding region runs from base 1 to 1776 and encodes 591 amino acids. Gene Ontology annotation, biological process: positive regulation of transcription by RNA polymerase II. Gene Ontology annotation, molecular function: DNA-binding transcription factor activity, RNA polymerase II-specific; zinc ion binding; transcription cis-regulatory region binding. NCBI's taxonomy places the organism in Eukaryota, Fungi, Ascomycota, Sordariomycetes, Hypocreales, Nectriaceae. The record is from RefSeq and is a predicted model, not a curated record.